This is a messenger RNA of Pseudocercospora fijiensis CIRAD86, 1122 nucleotides long. RefSeq lists its product as uncharacterized. Lineage: Eukaryota; Fungi; Ascomycota; Dothideomycetes; Mycosphaerellales; Mycosphaerellaceae. The coding region runs from base 1 to 1122 and encodes 373 amino acids. The record is from RefSeq and is a predicted model, not a curated record. The transcript has 14 exons.
AUGUUCGAAUCGUUAGGGUGGCUUUUGAAUGUUCGUGGUUUCCUGUUCGGAAAGCAUAAUGGGCCAAAGGUUCGACCAGAACAUCAUUCAGGUCUUCGGGCGUUGAUUGCUGGUGGUGGGCUCUUUUCGACCAUUCUCAAAGGAGUAUAUGGCAGGUAUGCUCAGCUCUUUCCUUCCAACCAUUCUAUAUCGGACAACCGCGCGAUCGAACCACAUCUAACCACACUGACCUCCUUGUCGGUAGCUGGUAGUGUAGAGUUCGCAGUGGUAAGUCGGCCAAAAAAUGUGAAAACGACCCGGAUCGUCCCCAAAAAAAUGUAUCUAUCAACUUCCUGUGAUCAUUCUGAAUGCCAAAAAGAGGAAAGAUUUCGUAGUGAACUUCUCGCCCAGAACAGCAAAAAGGAAGCCCUCCGGGUUAUGAGCCCGGCGCGCUUCCGCUGCGCCAUGGUGCUUGCUUGUGAUUGGACGGCCCAUGAAGCCAGUUCGAGAUCCUUGGCAAGGACCCUUGGCAAGCCACGCUUUGACCCGAGCAUAUCUCCUAACCCCACGACAUCGAUUGAACUGGAGGCAUACAAAAGCAUGACCACAGGCCAUACCAACGAUAAAGUGGGUAAGCAAAGAGCAGUGUACGAGACUUCGGACACGAAUCAAGCACACGGGGAGCUGCUUCCGGCAUUCCAGCCGGAAUUUUAUCCAUUUCCAAACCUCAAGCUUGCAUUCCUGAAGCAUCCUCGAUGGACACGACUUUCCUCGGCGCUUUUCGUCCAACUCCUUCGAAGCGAACGCGCCUUCGCCAGCGAGAAUUCGGCAAGAAAGAGAAGGAUGUCGAAUAGUACGGCGGCGUCGUGUCUCGUUGGCAAAUGCACACGGCCAUGCAAACUGCUCAUGUCCGCUGUUCACAUAUUGCUUUUCAGCCUGCUGUUCAGUAUUUAUACUAGACGAUCCAGAAGGCUUCAACUCGAGUGCGAAGCCAUCCCCUCUGAAGGCACCACGAUGUUCAGCUGCAUGCCAAAGGCAAAAUGCUUUCCUUUGAUAUCUUUCCCACUGGCGUCAAUGAUAUCCACCACUUGCUUCCAACUAUCGAACAAGGAGCCUAUGAUUGACACUGACCCUCUGAACUAG